GAUGUUUUGCGACAAUAUUAAUAAUUCUGCCAAAUUAGCAGCCAUCUAACAUAGUCCAACGACUCACUGGCCAUAAAGCUCUCUUCAAUGAGGAAAGUACUUUUACACAAUAAGGAAGAAGCAAGAAACAAGAGGGAUUAAAAUGUUCUCUAACGGGUUAACAAAAAUGAAGACAGAGGAGUAAAAUCACCAGAAGACUGGUGUCUAAAACACAGAUCUCUGUGUGCAUCUUGCAAAGGCUCAUGUCUGGGGUGACAACAGGGCCUAAAGACUGUUUAGGGGAUAAUGGGGCUGUGUGAAAGGAUUGGUCCUGCAUACAAGGUCCUAUGUCUCUUGUGGGAUCUAUCGAAAAAACAAAGAGAGCGAGGACUGCAGUGAAGAGAACAGAAGAAAAAUAAGCCAAAAUCUCUACAGCCCUGCACUCAAUUUAUCUGCCCCAGGAAAUGUCCUGCUUAUCACAGAUUGCACAUAUCAAAAGCGAGAAGGGCAGCAGAGCUGUCACAACGGUGAGACACCAGUGAGGAAAGGAGGAACACACAGGAUUAAUACUUCAUCUACCAUGGAAAGGUUGGUCUGGGGUGUUCUGCUGGUAGGAAGCCUUGUGACCAUCGUGCAUUCUUGUCCCUUUCAUUGUACUUGCCAAAACCUUUCGGAAUCACUCAGCACACUGUGUGCCAAUAAGGGACUCCUUUAUGUCCCACCUAACAUAGACCGGAGGACUGUGGAGCUACGGUUGGCCGACAACUUCAUACGAGUGGUAGCACAAGAAGACUUUCUCAACAUGACAGGUUUGGUGGACCUCACUCUCUCAAGAAACACAAUCGAUACCAUUCAACCUUAUGCCUUUGGUGACCUUGAGAGCCUUAGGUCUUUGCACUUGGAUGGAAACCGUUUAACAUCCAUUCAUGAGGAAGCUUUACGAGGAAUGCUGAAUCUCCAGCAUCUUAUUAUCAACAAUAACCAGCUUGUGACAAUACCAGUGGCCACUUUUGAUGAUUUUAUCCUUACUUUAGAGGACAUGGACUUGUCAUAUAAUAAUUUGAUUAGUGCCCCAUGGGAGGAUAUUCAAAACAUGGUUAGUUUGCAUACUCUCAAUCUUGACUAUAAUCUCAUAGAUUAUAUAAUGGAAGGGACAUUUUCUGAACUAUACAAACUUUCCAGACUAGACAUGACAUCUAAUAGGCUACACACACUACCUCCAGACCCUCUUUUUGUUCGUUCUCAAACUGGGGUGGUCAGCCCUACCCCUUACACAUCUACAAUAGUGCUUAAUUUUGGUGGCAACCCAUUUCACUGCAACUGUGAACUACUAUGGUUACGGCGGCUGGUGAGAGAGGAUGAUAUGGAAACAUGUGCUUCCCCUCCACAAUUAGCAGGACGUUAUUUUUGGUCUAUACCAGAGGAAGAGUUCACUUGUGAGCCCCCUCUUAUCACUCGACAUACACAUCAACUCUGGGUACUUGAAGGGCAACGGGCAACACUCAAAUGUCGGGCAAUUGGAGACCCAGAGCCUGUUAUACAUUGGGUAUCCCCAGAUGAUAAGAUAAUGCCAAACUCUUCUAGGACUGCUUCCUACCGAAAUGGAACCUUGGAUAUACUUGUUACCACAAUCAGGGAUGAUGGGGCCUAUACCUGUAUAGCAAUUAAUGCUGCUGGAGAAUCAACUGCCCAAGCUGACCUCAAAAUGAUUCCUUUGCCUCAUCGCAACAAUGGGACAGCUAGUGUUCUAAGACAGGACCCUGGAUCUUCUGACAUCACUACUUCAUCCAAGACAACAUCCAAUGCCACAGAGGAAAGAAAGACACCAGAAAAUGCAGUAGUAGUGUCUGAAGUAACUUCUUCCUCUGCAUUGGUACGGUGGUACAUGAACAGAUCAGCCUAUGUAGUGUGGAUGUACCAGGUCCAGUACAAUUGCACAGCUGAUGAGACAUUGGUGUACAGGAUUCUGCCUUCCACAACCAAGAACUUUGCCUUGAAGCACUUAGUAUCAGGGGUAGAUUAUGACCUUUGCAUCUUGGCCAUUUUUUAUGACGUUGCAACCUCCUUGGCUGCUACUAAGUCCUUAGGAUGUGUCCAGUUCUCCACAGCAGAGGCAUACCCAGACUGCCAGUCACUGCAUGCUCAUUUCUUGGGAGGCACUUUAACAAUUAUAAUUGGAGGAGUCAUCGUGGUUACACUGUUGGUUUUUACUGUUGUUAUGAUGGUCAAAUACAAGGUGUGCUGUAUUGCUCGUUCAGACAUUCCAAAAGUUACUAAUGUAUACUCACAGACCAGUGGAAGCCAGAUUAUGCCCAAUGGCAUGCUUUUGCAAUGCAGACUAAACAAUGAGUCAGCCAAAGCCAGUUGUUCUCAAGUGGUGUAUAAAGAAGAUACUGGAAGGGUUAUACAUGGAGUCAAGCCUCAACGUAGAAAGUCUAGACACAGAGACGCACUUGAGAAACAAGAGGACAAAACUAAUAAAGCUUCAGAUUUUGAGGGACUAAAUUCAGGGUCAAACCCUAAGGCUGGAUUUGUUGUUCACAAAACCAAACGUAGCUGUUCUGUAGACAUGGGAGAGAUGGCAACCACCACCUGUUACACCUAUGCCAAACAUCUAAGCAUCAUAUGGACAAAGAGAAGUCAGUCUGUCCAUGGCAUGCUUUCACAUUGCGGGGCUGAGGUACCCAAGGGAAAACCAGUUUUAUUUACUGGUUCAGAUGAGCUUGAAGAAAGUGUAGUGUAGAUAAUGCCAAUGUUCCAGUGUUACAGCCAACCUUUCCAUGGCAUUGCUGUAAGGAUUCAAUUUGCUGAAGCAGUACA
This is a messenger RNA of Nanorana parkeri, 2799 nucleotides long. Its product is annotated as leucine-rich repeat and fibronectin type-III domain-containing protein 4-like. The record is from RefSeq and is a predicted model, not a curated record. The transcript has 3 exons. Gene Ontology annotation, molecular function: protein binding. Bases 560 to 2722 code for a protein of 720 amino acids. NCBI's taxonomy places the organism in Eukaryota, Metazoa, Chordata, Amphibia, Anura, Dicroglossidae.